This is a messenger RNA of Fusarium oxysporum Fo47, 1251 nucleotides long. RefSeq lists its product as uncharacterized. The transcript has 3 exons. The coding region runs from base 27 to 1121 and encodes 364 amino acids. The record is from RefSeq and is a predicted model, not a curated record. NCBI's taxonomy places the organism in Eukaryota, Fungi, Ascomycota, Sordariomycetes, Hypocreales, Nectriaceae.
ACUGUUAUUCUGUUUCAUUUGGUAAAAUGGUUGCAUUCAAGUCCAUCCUCUUUCUCCUCGCCUUUGGCACAGAGGCCCUCGGUGUAACAACCGAUGUCAUCUGCCAAAGCAAAUAUGGCACAAAGAGUGUCGCUUCGAACAAAGUCCCACGGGCUACUACUACUGUAAAGAAUCAGAUCACGGUUAUUAAGAAGGUCAUUCGAAAAGUCAAUGUUGUUGUAGUGCCCAAGGCCAAGACUACAACCGAGACGGAGAUUGUGAUUGAGAGGACUACGACAAGUGCUGACUCGGAUGUUGAGACUGCUACUGAGACCGAGACUGAUGUGCAAAUCACGAAUCGGGUUAUGAUGCUCACGCGAACUUCGACAUCGGUAUCUUCAACAACCACGACGAAGUACACCGCCAGCACCAUCGCCGUACCAGCUGGUUUUGUUCCCAUCAAAGAAGUUCAAGGCUACAUCGCCAGGGUCAAAGCCCGAGGUCCCUUACCUAGAACUGCCGCCGAGUAUCUCCAGCGCGUCGAUUGCGUCAAGAAGAUUCCCUCCACUACGACCAAGACCAUAACUACCACAAUCAAGGGAGCGAGAAUUACUCUCAAGCCUAAGACUGUUACGAAGAAAACCACGAGUGUUGUUACUAUCACGGUGACGGAACAUGGACCUCAGGUUACGGAGACGGAGACUGAGACUUUUACUACGAUGAGGGUUAAUCUUGCUCAGAGGACUCAGACUCAGACAAUUCCCGAGACUGUCACCAUCGAAUCUAUCGUCCCAGCCGAUCCCUUCUACGCCGCCUGCUCCUCCAACAAUCUCGCAAGCACCGCCAACGGCGGCAAGAGAAUCGCCGACUUUUCCGCCUGGACCGCCAACAGACCCAUUUCCAUCUCCGGUUUGACUAGCGCGUAUACAUGCUGUGUUGAAUGCCAGAAGAAACAGAAUUGCUUGAUGAGUCGGUCAAGUGCUGGUGGCGCAUCGUGUUGGUUGUACUUGACACCCAGUGAUGAUGCUUGUUCGGCGCAGAUCAACUGGUUGACUUAUCGCACUGAUAGUGGUGUGAGCGUGGAGUGGACUUAUAGUAAUGGACCCUGUGGGAGGGCUGUUAAUGGGAGAGAGUCAUCGUGAUCGUCGCAUCUGAGCUUGGCAUCAGAAUCAUAGUUAUGGUUGAAGUGGUCACCAUAUAUAGGAAGCAGUCUGGAAACAAAACAUAAAUUAUAUAGAUAAGUAACAAAUAUUAGAAUGUAACCAUUAUAUC